AUGGCUCAGGUCCAAGGGGAUGAACAGCUUGAUGUUUGUGGUCCAGAAGGAGCCCGCCUGAGGCAGGGGAAAGGUUUCCGCUGUAGUCUUCAGAGGAAGCGAGGAGACCACACGGCCAGAGAGAAGGGCUCUCAUUGCAUCCAACUGGCCAGCCUGGCCUUAGGCUUAGAAGCAGGAAAGUUCUGGCACAUCUCUGAUCUGCACCUUGAUCCUGACUACAAGGUAUCUGAAGACCCUCUCCGGGUGUGCCCAUCAGCUGGCUCCCAGCCCGUAUCCAACGCAGGCCCCUGGGGCAACUACCUCUGCGACUCUCCCUGGGCCCUCAUCAACUCCUCCAUCUACGCCAUGAAGCAGAUCCUGCCAGAGCCAGACUUCAUUCUCUGGACUGGGGAUGACACGCCUCACGUGCCCAAUGAGAAGCUGGGAGAGGCGGCUGUGCUGGAAAUUGUGGAACGCUUGACCAAGCUCAUCAGAGUGGUCUUUCCAGAUACUAAAGUCUAUGCUGCUUUGGGAAAUCAUGACUUUCACCCCAAAAACCAGUUGCCAGCAGGGAGCAACAGUAUCUACAAUCAGGUAGCAGAACUGUGGAGACCCUGGCUCAGUAAUGAAUCCAUCACUCUCUUCAAAGAAGGUGCCUUCUAUUCUGAGAAGUUGCCAGGUCCGAGCAGGGCUGGGCGAAUUGUGGUCCUCAACACCAAUUUGUACUAUAGCAACAACGAGCAGACAGCUGGCAUGGCUGACCCUGGCAAGCAGUUCCAGUGGCUAGAAGACGUGCUGACCAAUGCUUCCUGGGCCGGGGAAAUGGUGUACAUUACUGGCCAUGUGCCCCCAGGGUUCUUUGAGAAGGCACGGAACAAGGCAUGGUUCCGGAAGGACUUCAACGAGCGGUACCUAGAGGUGGUUCGGAAGCACCAUCGGGUCAUCGCGGGGCAGUUCUUUGGGCAUCACCACACUGACAGCUUCCGGAUGUUCUAUGAUGACACAGGUGCCCCCAUCAGUGUUAUGUUCCUCACACCUGGAGUCACGCCCUGGAAAACUACGUUACCUGGAGUGGUCGAUGGGGCCAACAAUCCAGGCAUUCGGGUAAUCGAAUAUGACCAAGCUACAUUGAACCUCCAGGACAUGGUUACCUACUUCGUGAACCUGAGCCAGGCGAAUGCGCAGGGAACGCCAAGCUGGCAGCUCGAGUACAGGCUGACUGAGGCCUACGAGGUUCCGGACGCCAGCGCCCGCUGCAUGCACUCGGCCCUGGGCCGCAUCGCCCGCGACCAAGGCGUGUUGCAGCGUUACUACGUCUACAACUCUGUCAGCUACGACGCCCAGAACUGCGGGAAGGCCUGCCGCACCGAGCACGUGUGCGCGCUACGCGAGGUGGCCUUCGACGCGUACGCCACUUGCCUGCGCGCCUCCGGCGCCAUGCCAGUGCCCCAGCUCGCGCUGCUGCUUGCAGCGCUGCUGGGCAUGCGCGCCCUGCUCUUGCCCUGA
Trichechus manatus latirostris (Florida manatee) is the source of this 1485-nucleotide messenger RNA. RefSeq names its product sphingomyelin phosphodiesterase acid like 3B (gene SMPDL3B). The record is from RefSeq and is a predicted model, not a curated record. Gene Ontology annotation, biological process: sphingomyelin catabolic process. NCBI's taxonomy places the organism in Eukaryota, Metazoa, Chordata, Mammalia, Sirenia, Trichechidae. The transcript has 8 exons. Gene Ontology annotation, molecular function: sphingomyelin phosphodiesterase activity. Bases 1 to 1485 code for a protein of 494 amino acids.